AAGAUAACAUCAUUCAUGUGUUUCAUUUGUCAAUAGAAGAUAUCAAAACAAAAACAGAUUGGUGGUCAGAAUUUGAAAGGACAAAUUACAGUUUCCCAUUUCUACUUCUCAUCUCAUCCUCUACCAUCAUCUUUCCCAAAUCCAAAGUUCUUGAAAAAAAAUCAAAACCAUGGCUUCUGCUUCUUCCUUUCAACUCUCAAGCCUUCAAAUUCAAACCCCACCUCUUAAAAAAUCAAACUUUCUUGGUCAAUCUGUCAAUCUCAACCUCAGUAGUAGUGUUCAUACCAAAUCAGCUAUGAAAUCAUCUUCAAACUCAGUUACACCAAUAGCAAAAUUCAAUCUUUAUGAGAUUCUUGGAGGUAGAGGUCUGUGUAAUGGAGAAGAGGGUAUAGAGAAAGAGCUAAAAAAGUCGAUUUCCGAAGAACAAAAGGCAGUAGGAUCAGCAGCAGCAGCAGCUAGUGAUGAUGAUAAUCAAGAAAACAAGGAGACUGGGGAGAUACCGGAGGACGGAUUUGAGAAAGAAAUGAUGGGGUUUACUGGCGGAUUUCCGGGAGGUGAGAAGGGUCUAAUGAAAUUUAUAGAGAAAAAUCCACCACCACCACCACCCAAGAAAACAGAAUCAAGUAUGGUUUCUGGUUUUAAUCAAAGUCUUGUGAAGAAACCAAAGCCACCUGAAUUGCCACUUUUGUUACCUGGGAUGAUUGCUAUUGUCAAGAAUUCUAAUAAUCCAUAUUAUAUGUAUUGUGGGAUUGUGCAGAGGAUUACUGAUGGUAAGGCUGCUGUGCUUUUUGAAGGUGGGAACUGGGAUAGGUUGAUAUCUUUCAGGCUCGAAGAACUCGAACGUAGAGAGAAAGGACCGCCAAUGGUGAAUCUUAAGUCUGUGAUACUUGAGAAGAUGGUAGAAAAGAGCUCUGAAGCUUGAAUUGCUUCAGUUUUUGAGUAGAUUGUUUGUUCUUUUGUCUUUUGGGUUGUUGUACAUACAAGCUGUAAGUUUUGUAAUGGCAAUGGCAUGUAAUAAGAAAUGCAGAAAAACUUUUGUGCAGGAA
Solanum lycopersicum (tomato) is the source of this 1046-nucleotide messenger RNA. RefSeq names its product NAD(P)H-quinone oxidoreductase subunit S, chloroplastic. The record is from RefSeq and is a predicted model, not a curated record. Gene Ontology annotation, biological process: photosynthetic electron transport chain. NCBI's taxonomy places the organism in Eukaryota, Viridiplantae, Streptophyta, Magnoliopsida, Solanales, Solanaceae.